Anneissia japonica is the source of this 1059-nucleotide messenger RNA. RefSeq lists its product as uncharacterized. The transcript has a single exon. Gene Ontology annotation, biological process: proton transmembrane transport. The coding region runs from base 1 to 1059 and encodes 352 amino acids. The record is from RefSeq and is a predicted model, not a curated record. NCBI's taxonomy places the organism in Eukaryota, Metazoa, Echinodermata, Crinoidea, Comatulida, Comatulidae. Gene Ontology annotation, molecular function: proton channel activity. Gene Ontology annotation, cellular component: membrane.
AUGUGUUGUUGGUUUGAGGUUAUGUCAAUGGAGGCAAUGGAACGCUUAAAUGUCACCACACAAUGGACGCCAGUGAGUAUCAACAAUGACAUUCAGGAACUAGACGAACGUCAUAUAUCAUGUUAUAACUCAACAACUGCGUUAGAUCAUAAAAUUGGAACUGUUCGGUCUACGUUGGUUCCAUUUGUAUCAGAAUAUUCAAUAAUGGCAGCAGGAAUUCUUUUUCGAUAUUGGGAGUGUCUUUCAAAUAAUUACCCGCUGAGGAGUAACGUUGGUGAAGAGGAAGCCGAUUCUUUACUAGAGAAUGAGUCUGAUGUUUUUGAUUCACAGCCGCAGUCGAGACCUCAAAGGAAUACGACAAGUUCGCCAAGACGUCGAUACCACUGUCGAUCUUAUUUAUUACCAUUUAUUGCUACGUUGAUCUCAAUACUUCUUCUUGUCAGCGCCAGUCUUAUGUUUAAGGAUGAUGGAACGUUUGCUUUGUCUGCUAAUAUAGCGUAUAUUUUUAUUGAGACUGGAUCCAACCUCUGUAUGUGUUUCGUAGCAUAUUUUGCUUUCAAGUACAUCUCACAUUUGAAGUAUGGUCGUCAAAAAUAUCUUAACAACCACGAAAUAUUGUGUCUGAUAUCUAUUGUGGGAUUAAUAAUCAUCAGCAUAUGUACAAUAUUAUCAUCAGUAGCAGAGCUUUUGCGUAGGACAGACGACACGAUGGAAUCGAUUGUUUGUGUUGGAAAUCUUCUUGAAGCAUUGACUGGUAUGGUAGAAGGUUGGCUUCAGACUUCACUUAUAAUUGCUGUGCGUCGCCGCCUUCUCGAGGACAGAAAUCAAUCGUGUUUGAAGGAAUGUUUGUUGUAUUUAGCUAUCGGCAACCUGGCUAUGUGGAUCCACGAUAGCUUCAUAGCAACUAACCUUUACAACGUUGAAUCCAUGCCAAAUGUCUGGUUCUUUGGUGAAUCCACUUGGAAUGUCGUUCAUUUAAUAUUUUUUACAGUCGUGAUAUAUUAUCGAUUCCAUUCUUUUAUUAUGUUUACUGGCGCAUAUGUUUCCUUUAAAAGAUGA